Messenger RNA from Talaromyces marneffei, 2007 nucleotides. RefSeq lists its product as uncharacterized. Gene Ontology annotation, molecular function: glutamate-cysteine ligase activity. Lineage: Eukaryota; Fungi; Ascomycota; Eurotiomycetes; Eurotiales; Trichocomaceae. Gene Ontology annotation, biological process: glutathione biosynthetic process. Gene Ontology annotation, cellular component: glutamate-cysteine ligase complex. Bases 1 to 2007 code for a protein of 668 amino acids. The transcript is spliced from 7 exons. The record is from RefSeq and is a predicted model, not a curated record.
AUGGGUUUGCUGCAAUUAGGAACUGCUCUCGAAUGGCCCGAGGCCAAGAAGAAUGCCGAUAAGGUUAGGAAAUGGGGUAUCGAGCAACUUCUCGCGAUCUGGAACAGGGCCAAGGGGAAAGAACGAGAUGUGCUUCUUUGGGGAGACGAGGUUGAAUAUCUUGUCGUUGCGUUCGACGACAGCCACCGAAAAGUCCGGUUAUCCCUUGCUCAAGCCGAUAUCCUCAAGUCGCUUGCCCGAGAUGCGGCUCUAUAUAAGGUUGGAGGAGAUAUGUCCGAUAUGAAAGCUAAGCAUGAGGACGAAGCAUUACCGACAUUCCACCCAGAGUUUGGAAGAUUUAUGUUGGAAGCCACACCCGGGCGACCAUGGGGCAUCAAUCUCACAGAUUUGUUAAAGGUGGAAUCAAAUAUGCGCUGGAGGAGGGAAAUCGCAAAAAGGCACAUGGCUGAUAAUGAAUACCCCAUAACGCUCACCACCUUCCCACGCCUUGGAGGUCCGGAAGACUACAUUCAGCCCUAUUACCCCCCUUCUGGUCCUGCGUUGCGGUCCCAAUUCGUCCCUGAUGAGAUCGCCAAUCCUCAUAUCAGGUUUCCAACCUUAGCUGCCAAUAUUAGAUCUCGACGUGGCCGCAAGGUCGAGAUAAAUGUACCCGUGUUCAGAGAUACGAAUACCCCAUGGCCAUUUAAUGACCCUACAGUGAAUUACGAUUUGCACGACUGGCCGGAGGAUGACGACGUGAGAAAUGGAGCUGCCAAAGAAGGUCAUGUGUAUAUGGAUGCCAUGGCUUUUGGCAUGGGAAGUUGUUGCUUGCAAAUAACAUUUCAAGCCAAAAAUAUUACUGAAGGCAGGACAUUAUAUGACCAGUUAAGUCCAUUGGGUCCAAUUUUAUUGGCCCUUACAGCUGCAACUCCGAUAUAUAAGGGUUUCUUGGUGGACACCGAUGUACGAUGGAAUCAAAUUAGUCGGGCAGUCGAUUGCAGGACACCGGAAGAACUUGGUGAAAAGCCCCUGAAAAACGACCGCUGGAGAAUACCAAAAUCACGAUAUGCAUCCAAUUCCACAUAUAUUUCACAGGAUCGGCGGUUACGAAAGGAAUAUAUGGAUCCGAAUCUUGUCAUUGACGAAGAUAUUAAAAAACGAUUGAUAGAAGGCGGAAUGGACGACUUGCUAGCAACACACUUUGCACAUCUGUUUAUUCGCGACCCCAUUGUCAUUUUCUCGGAAGACUUGAAACAAUUAGAUCUUAAUGAGGUCAAUCAUUUUGAGAACCUACAAUCCACCAAUUGGCAGCAUAUCAGGUUCAAGCCACCUCCACCUGAUAAGGAUAUUGGCUGGCGAGUGGAGUUCCGAUCAAUGGAGAUUCAGAUGACCGAUUUCGAGAAUGCAGCAUUCAGUAUCUUCAUUGUGCUCGUUACUCGAGCCAUUCUCAGCUUCGAUUUGAACUUUUAUAUCCCAAUACAGCGAACGACGGAAAAUAUGGAGACGGCACAUGCUCGGAAUGCGGUUCUAGAGAAGAAGUUUUACUUUAGGAAGGAUCCCUUCCCACCUAGAUCAUCGCGACAGUCACACUUGCACAAUAGUGGGACCGAACCGUCCUCCGCCGGUUCUUCCACUACAGUCAGCGCUCCCCCAUCACCACCAUUAGGGCCUGUCGAUUCAGAAUAUGCGUUGAUGAGCAUAUCGGACAUCAUCAACGGAUCCGCAGAUGGCACGUUCCCUGGUCUCAUUCCAUUGGUGGAAUCGUACUUGAACAGCGUCAACGUUGAUGUGGAGACAAGAUGCUCAUUGGCACGAUAUCUGGACCUGAUCAGGAAACGAGCAAACGGCACACUUUGGACUGGAGCAAAGUGGAUCCGCGAUUUUGUUGCCAACCACCCAGACUAUCAGAAUGACAGCAAGGUGUCAGAAGGUAUCACCUAUGACCUGGUUAGGGCCGUACAGGCUAUGGAAGAACAGGAAGGGAAAGCAGGCAGUAUAGGAUGGCAAAUGCUUACGGGGCAGAAGUAA